Messenger RNA from Cyclopterus lumpus (lumpfish), 2261 nucleotides. It is a transcript of the gene slc9a8, whose product is annotated as solute carrier family 9 member 8. The transcript has 3 exons. Bases 110 to 724 code for a protein of 204 amino acids. NCBI's taxonomy places the organism in Eukaryota, Metazoa, Chordata, Actinopteri, Perciformes, Cyclopteridae. The record is from RefSeq and is a predicted model, not a curated record.
GCGGAGCAACCAUGUCAACAGAAAACACACAGCGCCGUGGACAUGAAACUUCCAAGUCUAUUUCUGCUCCCGAAGCGUCGCUUUUGCGUGUAAAUGCAGCGGCUCGAGAAUGAGAGGCGUCCACCGCGGAGUUGUGUUGCUUUCCUUGUUGUCGUUGUUGUUGUUGUUGUUCGCGAAUAAGUGCGUGCCAGCGCGCGCCGAUAGCGAAAACCCGUUGGAUCUGCGGGCGAGAGACGACGGCGGAGGGGACGUGGAGCACCAGCAAACCGUAAUAACACACGAAGAAGAAGAUGGACACGGUCCAGUCGACCAGAAGAAGGAGGCACAGCCUGUCGGCAAGUCCAAUGACACCGACACCGUGGGCAACGAGACCCUCCAAUCCACGGCGCCCGCCGUCAAGCCGACGACCCCGGCGCCCCCGACCGCCAAGCCCAUCCUGCCGGUGCAGACGGGGGUCAAGGCCCAGGAAGAAGAGCAGUCCAGCGGUCUGACCAUAUUCUUCAGCCUGCUGGUUAUUGCGGGGUCUGACAGUCUUCCCUCCAGCAAUACGUCCUGGGUGUCCAGGGUCCAGCAAUACGUCCUGGGUCUCCAGGGUCCAGCAAUACGUCCUGGGUCUCCAGGGUCCAGCAAUAUGUCCUGGGUCUCCAAGGUCCAGCAAUACGUCCUGGGUCUCCAAGGUCCAGCAAUACGUCCUGGGUCUCCAAGGUCCAGCAAUACGUUCUAGGUCUCCAAGGUCCAGCAAUACGUCCUGGGUCUCCAAGGUCCAGCAAUACGUUCUAGGUCUCCAAGGUCCAGCAAUACGUCCUGGGUCUCCAAGGUCCAGCAAUACGUUCUAGGUCUCCAAGGUCCAGCAAUACGUCCUGGGUCUCCAAGGUCCAGCAAUACGUCCUGGGUCUCCAAGGUCCAGCAAUACGUCCUGGGUCUCCAAGGUCCAGCAAUACGUUCUAGGUCUCCAAGGUCCAGCAAUACGUCCUGGGUCUCCAAGGUCCAGCAAUACGUUCCAGGUCUCCAAGGUCCAGCAAUACGUCCUGGGUCUCCAAGGUCCAGCAAUACGUUCUAGGUCUCCAAGGUCCAGCAAUACGUCCUGGGUCUCCAAGGUCCAGCAAUACGUCCUGGGUCUCCAAGGUCCAGCAAUACGUUCUAGGUCUCCAAGGUCCAGCAAUACGUCCUGGGUCUCCAAGGUCCAGCAAUACGUCCUGGGUCUCCAAGGUCCAGCAAUACGUCCUGGGUCUCCAAGGUCCAGCAAUACGUCCUGGGUCUCCAAGGUCCAGCAAUACGUCCUGGGUCUCCAAGGUCCAGCAAUACGUCCUGGGUCUCCAAGGUCCAGCAAUACGUUCUAGGUCUCCAAGGUCCAGCAAUACGUUCUAGGUCUCCAAGGUCCAGCAAUACGUCCUGGGUGUCCAGGGUCCAGCAAUACGUUCUGGGUCUCCAGCAGGAUCUGAGCUCUCCUCCUCCUUCCGGAGCUCCGACUGCAGGUCCAAGGCUGCAGGUGAACCCGGAUCUAAGUCUGUCCACAGUGGACUGGUCUCUGCUGGAUCUGAGUCUGUCCACGGUGGACUGGUCUCUAAAGGGAGUCUGAGCUGAAGGAGGUUCUGGUGAACCUGCAUGACGUCAUCUGGUUUCACCAGAGUCCGACCCGGUGGCACCGACGAGGAGCUUUAAAGAAGAACUCUCUAGAACCAGACCAUCUUCUCUCUGACGGUCUCGUUUACUGAUGCAGGUCUAUAGAGGACCAGGACUACACUGAGUCCCUCACAGUAACUUUAAUACCAUCUCAUCAGUGGUUUGACUAGCGAUCAAUAAACAAGAGUACAAUGUAGAAACCACACAUUAGUCCUAAAUAUCACUUUGUGCUUUAAUUGGGCCUGAAUGUAACCGUCUCCCUCCGGACUCGACGGUCCAGCGUUCUUGAACCCACCUCCACUUAGUUUAAGGGCUUCUCUCAUUUGCUGCACUGCAUUUCUGCCGUUUACUUUUCUCCAUUGUGGCCUCAGGGGGCGUGUCAACAUAAUUAAUGCUAAUAUGCCACUGAUUUUAUCACGUUGAAUGUUGCCUAUUGAAUGUUGUGUUUUUUUUAAUUGGCUAAUUAUCCCUCUUGUACAGUCUUCAGGGCUACCAUUUUAAAUGUCAGUGAGCUACUUUGUGGUCAUUUAUGUCCAUGUGAACUCAUUUGCGUGAAAUACUUUCAUAAACUAGUAAGACGUGUAUUCAUAUACAUGCGUUGAGACUUUCCGGGAGCGGAAAUAAAAGUCUGAGCUGUA